AUGGGAAAGGGAACAGACAAGCUCUAUAUUACCCAUUCCGAGUGGUCAUCCUCCGACGCCUUCUCAGCCAGCGUCGGCGCAAACGCUGGCUCGCGCAACGCCGCCAAUGGUGCGCCCUUCCGUCGCCUGCCCUUCAACUUCUGCGCCGCCUCCCUCCAGCCGUUCAAGAACCCCGUGUGCACCCCCGACGGCACCAUCUUCGACGUCGAGGUCAUCGGCGCCUGGCUCGAGAAGCACCCCGGCCAGAACCCCGUCGACGGCGAGCCGCUGAGCAAGAAGGACCUGAUCAGGCUCAACUUCUCCAGGAAUGCCGGCAUCGACUCGCUGGGCGCCGGCCUGUCGGACGGCAAGGGCGACCUCGUCGACCCCGUGACGUACAAGGUCUUCACCGACAACACCCACAUCGUCGCGAUCCGGCACGGCAGCUACGCCAACGUGUUCGCGUGGGAGACGGUCGAGCGCAUGAACAUCAAGGCCAAGCUCUGGCAGGAUCUCGCCGACGACGAGCCGUUCACGCGCGCCGACAUCAUCACGCUCCAGGACCCCCUCAACGCCUCGGCUCGGAAUCUAGACCAGUUCAAGUUUCUGAAGGAUGGCCACCAGGCCCAGCCCACCUCGGAGCAGGAGCUGGCCAGGCAGGAGGGGAAUAUAAACGCGAGCGCUCUGGGAAGCAUGGGAGACAAGGUGGUGAAGGCCAAGGCCGCUGUGGAGAGAGCCCGUAAGGCGAGGGAAGCCGGAGCGGACGUGAACCGGAGCUCGGGGUUGCUGGCAAAAGGAUCGUCGGCUGCCUUGUCCCAAGUAGUGCCCGCUGCCCGCCGCUCGAUGAUCCAGGAUAAGAAGCUGGCGACCAAUGCCGCGGCCUAUACGAGCGGGAAGGCUGCUGCCAGUUUCACCAGCACUGGCCUGACGCCAGAGACGAGCGGCGAGCGGGCGAUUCUCACCGAAGAGGAGUACAUGCUGAAGCAGAAGCGAGUCAAGACAAAGGGCUAUGCUAGAAUGGAGACAAAUAUGGGCGACCUUACGAUCGAGCUACACCCCGAGUUCGCGCCCAAGGCUGUGUGGAAUUUUAUCAAGCUGGCGCAAAAGGGGUACUACAAGGAUGUCGCAUUUCAUCGCAACAUUCCCAAGUUCAUGAUACAAGGAGGCGAUCCCUCUGGGACAGGGCGAGGAGGUUCCAGUAUCUGGGGCAAAUAUUUUGACGACGAGUUUGAUGGCCCGAUGACGCAUAAUGCCCGGGGAACUGUUUCCAUGGCCAACAAGGGCAAAAACACAAACUCGAGUCAGUUCUUCAUCACAUACAAGGCAACUCCCCACCUGGACCGCAAGCACACCAUCUUCGGACGUAUAGUCGACGGUGAUGGAGUUCUUGCAAAAAUGGAGGCAGCGCCGAUAGACUCCUCAAACCGACCCUUGAACGAUAUUGUUAUUCAUGACAUUGCCGUAUUUGUUGAUCCCUUUGAGGAAUUCCAGAAGCAAAAGAGGAAGACCGAGUUAGAAGAAAAGGAGAAGGAGGAGAUACGAAAACAGGGAGGCACCGAGGAUGAUAAGACUACGUGGACUGGCAAAAGAAUACGGCAAGACGGCACCAUUGACGACACCGGGUCCUCUCAAACAGUUGGAAAGUAUCUCAAGACGGGUUCUGGCCGUGAGGAGACACUCGACGAUGGAGCUGACAAUGGCGCAUGGGGAGGAGAACCGUCGAAGAAGAAAAUCAAGACAGGAGGUUUUGGCAAUUUUGACGGUUGGUAA
This is a messenger RNA of Clonostachys rhizophaga, 1749 nucleotides long. Lineage: Eukaryota; Fungi; Ascomycota; Sordariomycetes; Hypocreales; Bionectriaceae. The record is from the annotation of a GenBank genome assembly.